Messenger RNA from Anopheles nili, 4086 nucleotides. RefSeq names its product phosphoribosylformylglycinamidine synthase (gene Pfas). Bases 1 to 4086 code for a protein of 1361 amino acids. The record is from RefSeq and is a predicted model, not a curated record. Lineage: Eukaryota; Metazoa; Arthropoda; Insecta; Diptera; Culicidae. Gene Ontology annotation, molecular function: phosphoribosylformylglycinamidine synthase activity. The transcript has 5 exons. Gene Ontology annotation, biological process: 'de novo' IMP biosynthetic process.
AUGGCGAUCGUACGUUACUAUUCGGCGGAUGCGUUCUCUUCCGCGAAAACGAGUGCAAUUUUGGAAUCUCUCAAAGCGAUAAACCCCAGCGUGCAAUCGCUGCAGACGGAGAAAUGUUUCUACGUCCAAAACAACCGCUACCAAAAGCUGCCGGCAGAUGUCGACGCGAAAUUGCACUGGAUCCUCAAGGAAUCGGAUGCCACGAAUACUCUGUCUGCCCAGCCUGGAUUGAAGGCUGGCCCAGCUCAGGUGAUGAUUGAGAUAGGACCCCGGUUCAACUUUUCCACCGCAAGCAGCACGAACAGUGUCAGCAUUUGCCACAAUCUCGGACUGCCGUUUAUCGAACGGAUCGAGGUGUCCACGCGGUAUCUUGUGGGGCUCAAAGGACCGGUCGGAAAGGACGAAUCGAAGCUCGUAUCCUGUCUGCUACCAGUGUUGCACGAUCCGAUGACCCAGUGCCAGUACACGGAGCGGAAUGUGCCGGUGAACGAUUUUUACGAGACGGUGUCUCGGUUGAAGGAGGAUUGGUAUUUUGUGCGACUGCUGGAGCAAGGUCGAGCGGCGCUGGAGGAGAUAAACGUGAAAAAUGGGUUGGCUUUCGACGAGUGGGAUCUGGACUACUACACGAAUCUGUUCGUGAACGUACUGAAGAGAAACCCCACCAAUGUGGAGCUGUUCGAUUGUGCCCAGUGCAAUAGCGAGCACUCGCGGCAUUGGUUCUUUAAGGGCAAGCUCACGGUCGAUGGAAAAACAAAGGCGAAAUCAUUGAUCGAGAUGAUCUGCGACACCCAGCGGCACACCAACCCCAAUAACACGGUCAAGUUCAGUGAUAACAGCAGCGCUAUCCAGGGAUACCAACACUCGGCAUUGCGCGCCUCCAGUUUCGACGGUCCUGGAAAGUUUGUGCGCCAAUCUGUCCGGUCAGAUCUGAUCUUUACCGCCGAAACGCACAACAUGCCAACGGCUGUGUCUCCGUUUAGUGGUGCUACAACUGGAACCGGAGGUCGACUACGAGAUGUGCAGAGUAUCGGCCGUGGUGGACUGCCGAUUGCUGGCACGGCUGGGUAUUGCGUGGGCAUGCUCAACAUUCCGGGGUAUAAGCUGCCGUACGAGCGUGAGGAUACGGGCUAUCCAGGCUCCUUUGCACGUCCUCUGAAGGUGUUGAUCGAGGCAAGUGACGGUGCGUCCGACUAUGGUAACAAGUUUGGCGAACCCGUCAUUUGCGGAUUUGCCAUCUCGUUUGGCACAGUGCAGACUGAUGGCAGACGCACGGAAUACGUUAAGCCAAUCAUGUUCAGUGGCGGUGUUGGUACGAUGGAUUCGCAUUUGGUGGAUAAGCAGGACCCCAAGAAAGGAAUGCUAUUAGCGAAGAUAGGAGGACCGGUGUACCGUAUUGGGGUCGGUGGUGGAGCAGCUAGCUCCGUUGAGGUGCAGGGCGACAGCACUAACGUUGAGCUCGACUUUAACGCCGUCCAGCGAGGAGAUGCUGAGAUGGAGAACAAGCUGAACCGAGUUGUGAGGGCUUGCAUUGAGAUGGGUGAUCGCAAUCCGAUCCUCGCUAUCCACGAUCAGGGUGCAGGUGGCAACUGCAACGUGCUGAAGGAGCUCGUUGAGCCGGGUUGUGCUGGAGCGGUGAUCUUCUCGAAGCAGUUCCAACUUGGUGAUCCAACUAUCUCUACACUCGAGCUGUGGGGCGCUGAAUAUCAGGAGAACAACGCCGUUCUGGUAGAUGCACGUGAUCGCGAUCUUUUGCAGCGUAUCUGCGACCGUGAGCGUUGCCCAGUGUCCUUCGUGGGCCAAGUGACGGGUUCGGGCUAUGUGACACUGGUGGAGGACGAGUUCAAUGCAGCUGGCUUUGAAAAGUACGCUGAUCGAGCGCAGUGUGCGGGUGAACGACUACCAUUCGACAUGCACCUCGAUCACGUGCUAGGCAAGAUGCCCCAGAAGGAGUUCCACCUGCAACACCUGGCUGAAAGUGUGGACGAAUUCGUGCUGCCUGAGGGUGUGAAUCUUGCGGACGCACUUGGCCUCGUCCUGUCGGCAGCAACCGUCGGCAGCAAGCGCUAUCUAACGAACAAGGUUGAUCGGUCCGUGACGGGUCUGAUCGCGCAACAACAGUGUGUUGGUCCACUGCAUACUCCCCUGGCGGACUUUGGCUUGGUGGCAGUGUCUCACUUUGACCGCCAAGGCAUCGCAACGUCGAUCGGAGCGCAACCGAUCAAGGGCCUUGUAAAUCCGGCCAUGGCCGCCCGUAUGACGGUUGCGGAAGCACUCUCGAACCUGGUGUUUGUCGGCAUCAGUGAGCUAGCGGACGUAAAGUGCUCUGGAAACUGGAUGUGGGCCGCCAAAGUGCCCGGUGAGGGCGCUAAGUUGGUGGAUGCGUGCGAAGCAAUGUGCAACUUGAUGGGUGUGCUGCAGAUCGCGAUAGACGGUGGAAAGGAUUCGCUAUCGAUGGCGGCCCGUGUGGAUGGCAAAACCGUCGUCAGCCCGGGAACACUCGUCGUCUCCACAUACGCGCCAUGUCCUGAUGUGACGGUGAAAGUGACACCCGACCUAAAGGCGUCCGCGUUGGGCACCGACACGGUUCUUCUGUACAUCGCUGUCGAGGGUCAACGCUUCCGACUUGGAGGAUCCGUGUUGGCGCAAUGCUUCGGCAAGCUGGGAGGUGACUGUCCAGACAUUAGCAGUGCCCAGUGUCUGAAGAACGCAUUCAAUGUGACGCAAGACCUCCUGCGCCGGGGGUUGUUGUUAUCGGGGCACGAUUGUAGCGAUGGUGGGUUGAUCACGACCGUGCUUGAGAUGGCAUUCGCCGGCCUAACCGCAGUUGAGGUAGACCUGGAACAGAUACUAACACCGUCUUCCGGAGUGAACAAGAAAACCACCGCCAUGGAUGUGCUGUUCGCGGAGGAAUGCGGUUGGGUGCUGGAAGUACGCCCUGAACAUAUGUCCGACGUGGUGAGUGCGUUCUUGAAGGCGUCCGUUCCGUACUACUACAUUGGCCGGGGUGUGGCCAUAGCCGACCUUCAUUCAAACACCUCCGUAACGGUGCGCUCAGGAUCCAAGGUGUUGCUUCUGCAAGACAGCCUGUUCAACUUGUUCAAUCGCUGGGAAUCCACCAGCUUCGAGAUAGAAAAGCUGCAGAAAGCCAAGGCCAGUGCGAUCGAGGAGUACAACGGCAUGGAACGUCGCACAGGACCUCAGUACAAGGUCAGCUUUAACGCGGACACAGUGUACGCUGAUAUGAAGCUGCAUUCGGUGAUUCCUAAGGUGGCUCUCGUCCGUGAGGAAGGAACCAACGGUGAUCGUGAGAUGGCAGCCGCGCUCUUUUCCGCUGGUUUCGAGGUCCACGAUGUCGUUAUGGAGGAUAUGCUGCAAGGUCGAACUACGCUCGAUCGAUACCGUGGCGUCGUGUUUCCUGGUGGAUUCAGCUACGCAGACACACUCGGUUCGGCCAAGGGAUGGGCCGCUUGUAUCCAGUACAACGAGAAAAUCGCACCUCAAUUCGAGGACUUCCGACGACGUACGGAUACGUUCUCACUCGGUGUCUGCAAUGGCUGUCAAUUGAUGGGUCUAAUCGGAUGGGUAGACACCGGAGUGGCCAAGGCUGGAAAGAUAUCCACCACCGACACUGUGCCCGAGAUCGUACUCGUUGGAAACCGAUCGGAGAAGUUCGAAAGUCGCUGGGUAACGCUGCGAGUUCCAGCGAGCAAAUCGCUCAUGCUACGUCGGCUAGAGGGCAGUGUGUUGGGAUGUUGGGUGGCACAUGCCGAAGGACGAUUCUCGUUCCAGUCGCAAGUCACUCGAGACCGGCUGCUAGCGGAUCGUUGCGUCACGAUGCAGUACGUUGAUGACGCAGGCAAUCCCACCGAAACCUACCCGAUGAAUCCGAAUGGCAGCGAACGGGGCAUUGCUGGAGUCUGCUCACCAGACGGACGCCAUCUUGCUAUCAUGCCGCACCCGGAAAGAUGUGUCCAGAUGUGGCAGUGGCCGUAUGUGACGAUGGAUUUCCCACUGAAGCCCACCGCCGCUUCGCCGUGGAUGUCGAUGUUCCUGGAGGCGUAUCUGUGGUGCGUAGGCGAGCAGUAG